Molecule: messenger RNA, 1317 nt
Organism: Baudoinia panamericana UAMH 10762
Lineage: Eukaryota; Fungi; Ascomycota; Dothideomycetes; Mycosphaerellales; Teratosphaeriaceae
Exons: 2
Coding region: 1-1317 (438 amino acids)
Source: RefSeq, a predicted model, not a curated record
AUGGAUCGAUUGCAGGAUGUCUUGGAGUUCGAACGGUUGAGACGAAUCGUCAAUGUGAAGACUGCACCUUACAUCCUCUUGGCUUUGGCAGUGGCGCUGUUACUCCGCAAUUACCUCAGCAAACAAACCCGACCAAAGACAUGGCUGCAAAGCACACGUCGCUCUCCCGACCCAGAAAAGCCCACCGAUGUCAACACAUUCGCGGAAAAGCGAAUGAAGCCUACCGAGCGCGAGCCGGGCACAUGGACACCCUCCCCCUUCACCCGCCCCACGGCACCGCCCUACCCCAAUUGGUCCCACCUAACCACCAAACCCCUCCCCUACCGCCCGUUCCGCCACGGGCCCUACCACAUCACGAUGGGCCUCCGCUCCAUGCAUUGGGACGAAUGGAUCGAGCUGGACAACCACUACCUCCGCUUCCACGCCGACAAAGCCCGCCGCAUCGCCGAGCGCGGGCCCAAAUGCUGCCGCACCUCCACCGGCGACCCCACCACCGCAGACCCCCGGGUUUGGGACGGCGCGGUCGAACUCCUCGAAGAACUCUCCGCGUACCUCAGCGAACGAUACCCCUCCAUGUUCGUCCGAACCGACGUCGGUGUCGACAACAUCAUCACAAACGAAUCCUUCAACAUCCCCGAACUGACCAUGAACGGCAUCCGCGAGGAUCCAAUGCAACUCUGCGCCCGCCUAAUCCAAGACGACCUCGCCAUCAUGUUCGAAAAAGAGGACGGACAAUACUACCUCCUCGCCGGCGCCAUCCUCCUCGCCGGCUUCUGGCGUCUGGAGGACAAAUUUGGCAUGCCUUUAUCCGAAAUCCACACCUCCGGCGACGUGCCCGGGUUCAAGGAGAAGCUGGAGAAAGGGAUGACGAACUUUUUCCGUCGCGUGCAGCCGGAGAAGGCGGUCUUGCGCAACAAUUACUUCCUCCAGGUUGACGACGAUCUAGCCUGGUCUAGUUCGAUCGGGGACGAGGAUAGUGAGACAGUGGGUUGGUUUACGGCGGAGAAGAACCGCGCGGUGGAACAUCAUUAUUUUCGGUCAGAGAGGCAGAGUUUGAGACGUCUGCCGAGGAGUGGCGGGGUGGUGUUCACGAUCCGCACGUACUUUCAUCCGGUGACGGAGAUUGCGGAGGAGGAGUACGUGCCCGGGAGAUUGGCGAGUGCGGUGCGGAGUUGGGGGGAGGACGUGAGUCGGUAUAAGGGGCGGGAGAGGUAUGGGGAGGUGCUGUUGGAGUAUCUCGACCAAAAGCAUGAGGAGCAGGUUGCGAGGGGGGUGGACUUUUCGAAGGAGGAAGAGGUUAGAGCGUAUCCUUGGUAA